Messenger RNA from Oxyura jamaicensis (ruddy duck), 557 nucleotides. RefSeq names its product death effector domain-containing protein-like. Gene Ontology annotation, biological process: apoptotic process; regulation of apoptotic process; extrinsic apoptotic signaling pathway via death domain receptors. The transcript has 3 exons. Lineage: Eukaryota; Metazoa; Chordata; Aves; Anseriformes; Anatidae. The annotation marks the transcript as partial. The record is from RefSeq and is a predicted model, not a curated record. Gene Ontology annotation, molecular function: protein binding; DNA binding. Gene Ontology annotation, cellular component: nucleolus.
GCCAGAGCGGAGGCAAGCGAGACCCGCGGAGCUCCUCGUGCAGGGCCGAGCGCUGGGCCCGGCGUGCCGCCGGCGGGCGAGGAUGGCGGCCUUCAAGCGCAGCCGCGCGCAGGCCUGGCCGGAGGAGCGGGGCGACCGGGAGCACGGCCUCUACAGCCUGCACCGCAUGUUCGACAUCGUGGGCACCCACCUGACCCACCGCGACGUGCGCGUGCUCUCCUUCCUCUUCGUGGACGUCAUCGACGACUACGAGCGGGGGAUGAUCCGCAGCGGCCGGGACUUCUUGCUGGCGCUGGAGCGGCAGGGCCGCUGCGACGAGACCAACUUCCGCCAGGUGCUGCAGCUGCUGCGCAUCAUCACGCGCCACGACCUGCUGCCCUACGUCACCCUCAAACGGCGACGGGCCGUGUGUCCGGACCUGGUGGACAAGUACCUGGAGGAGACAUCCAUCCGCUACGUGACGCCCCGGGCUCACGGCGACGCGGAGCACGGCCUCGGCCACCCCCACAAAUCAGGUGAGCGCCGCACGCGGGGGGGGGAUUUGGGGCCCCCACGGG